ACCCCGGAAGUAGUUCUCCCAGGAUACUCUCCUCUCACCAAGGGGAUCCCUGCCUGUAAUGUGGCUUAAACACUAAAUAACUGCUGUUCCUAGAAUGCUUUGUUCAAUAAGAUUCAUUCAUGGCAGAUAGUAUACAUAACGAGGAUGAUGAAGAUCUGCAAUCUCAGAUCGAAGAGGUCGAGGCUCUGUCAUCUAUCUAUGGAGAUGAGUGGUGUGUCAUAGACGAAGCAUCCAGAAUAUUUUGCAUCAAAAUGUCCAGCGACGCAGAGGAGCAGAAACUGACUGCAUGUUUGCAGAUAAUCCUUCCACCUGAUUAUCCGAGCGCAGCUCCGCCCAUCUAUCAGAUCAAUGCGGCGUGGUUGCGAGGCUCUGAGAGGGCCAAAUUGGCAAACAGCCUGGAAGACAUCUACGUGGAGCAUGCAGGGGAGAGCAUCCUGUACCUGUGGGUGGAAAGGAUCAGAGACUUUCUGCUGGAGAAAUCCCACAGCCUAGAAUCAGGCAUCCAACAAGAACAGGUGAACACAACCGCUGAGGAAGAAGUGGAGGAUGAUGAAGAAAUGCCUGAUUUAAGCGUUCUCAGGGUGGAACCAGCAUACCCCGUCAUGAAUCAGGCAAACGAUGGAGAGAUCCCUCCAAUAAAACAUGGGAAUCCCAUCACAGACCGACGCAGCACCUUCCAGCCCCAUUUGGCGCCUGUGGUCACGCCAACACAGGUUAAAAUGGUGUUGGAGAAACUUUAUGAAAACAAGAAGAUUGCCAGCGCCACUCAUAAUAUUUACGCCUACAGGAUUUACUGCGAGGACAAGCACAGCUUCCUGCAGGACUGCGAGGAUGACGGCGAGACGGCCGCGGGGGGGAGAUUGCUUCAUUUACUGCAGAUUCUGGACGUGCGGAAUGUCAUGGUGGUGGUGUCUCGGUGGUACGGAGGCAUUUUGUUGGGUCCCGACCGUUUCAAGCACAUCAACAACUGUGCCAGAAGCGUCCUGAUGGAGGAGGGAUACGUCGGCGCCACGGAUGAGGCCGUCAAGGCGGGGGCAAAGACCAAAAGACCAAAAAGCAAGAAGACAAAGUGAAGUUCAGAAGAAAAAAAGCAUUUUGUUUGUUUCUAAAAUGACUCAAAAGCCUUAAUUAUUAUUAUUUUUUCAGAUUUUAGCCAGAAAUUGAAUUGAUUUGAUUGGAGAUACUUAUUUUAGAUCAGCUAAAAGCAAAAAAAUCCAACCAUAUAACAGGGUUUCAUGCUGGGGAUGUUGUGCAGUUUUACAAAAUCCAGAUUUUUUUUUACUUUGGAAAAAGUCAAGUGCAGAACUAUUUGGAAGUGUGAUGUUCUCUCCUACUUUAGUGUCUGUUCUUGAUGUUUUUGGGGGAAAAAAGGAAAAAGUCCUGCCUAGAUGAUGAGUAAAAAGAUGGAAGAGCUCUCAAAUAAA
Molecule: messenger RNA, 1424 nt
Organism: Cyprinodon tularosa
Lineage: Eukaryota; Metazoa; Chordata; Actinopteri; Cyprinodontiformes; Cyprinodontidae
Gene: impact
Product: impact RWD domain protein
Exons: 11
Coding region: 120-1073 (317 amino acids)
Biological process (GO): regulation of translational initiation
Cellular component (GO): cytoplasm
Molecular function (GO): protein binding
Source: RefSeq, a predicted model, not a curated record